Molecule: messenger RNA, 2383 nt
Organism: Alexandromys fortis (reed vole)
Lineage: Eukaryota; Metazoa; Chordata; Mammalia; Rodentia; Cricetidae
Gene: Ankrd65
Product: ankyrin repeat domain 65
Exons: 4
Coding region: 1061-2161 (366 amino acids)
Molecular function (GO): protein binding
Source: RefSeq, a predicted model, not a curated record
AAUGGGUUGUGAGCCACCAUGUAGCUGCUGGGAAUCCCACCCUGGUCCUCUAUAAGAGCAGCAAGUUCUUAAGUGCUGAGCCAUCUCUCUAGCUCCUGGUAUUUUUUUUUAUUAUGUGCAUGUGUUUAUAUGUGGGCAUGUUCACAUGAGUGCAGGUGUCUUCAGAGGCACUUGGGAGACAGAGGCAGGUGGAUCUUUAUGAUGUACAUAAAGAGUUCUAGACUAGCUAAGGCUAUGAAGUAAGAUACAUACUGGGAUCCUGCCCUCUCUGUCCCAGGCCCAGAGUCAAGUAUCCACAUGGAAGCCUUGUUCCUCCAGGGUCUCCUUUCUACCUCUAGACAUAAGUCCUUAGCAUCCCCUGUCCCAGAAAUAUCCUUGCUAGCUGACAUUUCUUCCGUCUCAUGGCCUGCACUAGCCUGUCUUAACCGGUUCUCCAGGAGCUUCCAACCCCACCGUUCAGAUGUCAGUGGUGAACCUUUCUCUCUUAUUGGGAAGAAGGAUAGAACCUUACAGGGUCCACUCCCUAACCCUGUCUGAAGCUAGGAGGAGAGGUGGUUCCAGCCCCAGGAUGGGGUGGGGGCAGAUCGAUCGCAGGGUGCCAGGGGAGGGGGGGCAAGUCAGAACAUUUCAAAGUUUGUGUUACUUGGAGGAAGGUAGGAAGGAGGUGCUGCCAUCCAAGGCAUGUUCCUGCUUGUCCUUCCCAACCUGUCCUGGCUUUUGUUCCUGGGAGUGUGGCCAAGAGCUUUAGUAGCCUGCUAGGGGACAAGAGUACUCAGGUAGAGGCUGCUCCCUGGCAGGCAGAGACUCCCUUCAAAUUACUAAAUAAACAGUGUCAGGUGACCUCAGCAUGGCCCACAAGGAAGCAACAGAUCUUUGCCCACUCCUGACUUCAAUCUAGCCUCCCAGGAGUAGCACCCAUCUCUCAACCUGCAAGAAAAAAACUUCUGAGGAGGGUCACCAGAUUGAAGCUAGCCUAGAAAUAAUAGGGAAAACCCUCAGGCUCCUGCCCCAGUUCCCUCUGGAGGUAAUUGGGAGCCAAGGCCCUUCAGAAGGCUAAGAGAUGGAUUCCAGCAGGCUGGAGCAGGAACUGCAGUGGAUGGAGCUGAUUUGGGAGGCGGCUCCAGCAGACAAGACAGAGAAACCUCUUACCUCCCAAGCCUGGGGUACUCUGUUCCAGGCAGUGUGGCGGGGUGCUCCCAGCCUGGUGAUACAGCUGCUGAGGCAAGGUGCCAGUGUGGAGGAGAGGGAUCACGCAGGUCGGACUCCACUCCAUCUGGCUGUGAUGCGAGGCCACGUGCCCCUUGUACGCCUACUGUUGCAGCGUGGGUCCCUGGCAGGCGCAGAUGAUCACACAGGGCGCACACCGUUGCACGAGGCUGCUUGGCACGGACACUCAAAGGUGGCGGAACUAUUGCUGCAGCGUGGGGCCUCAGUGGUGGCAUGCUCUCAAACGGGUCUCACGCCCCUCCACUGGGCAGCUGCGCUGGGCCGCACGCUACUGGUUACAAGCCUUCUGGCCGCACCAGGUUCAGACCCUGCCGUGAAGGACUUAAGAGGUUGGACCGCCGCACACUGGGCAGCGGCAUGCGGGCGACUGCCUAUACUAGAACUGUUGACUGUUGGAGGUAGUGUAGACCUGGAUAGCGCCCUGCUGGUGUCAGCGGUAGCUGGAAGUGCAUCAACCCUGCGGCUUCUCCUGGCACUGGGGGCAAAGGUGGAUGCCCUGGACAGCACGGGAGUCACCGCGCUUGGCCUGGCAGCUGGCCUAGGCCGCCACCAAGAUGUGGCGGUUCUGCUGGAUCAUGGGGCAGACCCACGUAUCACGGACAGGAACAACUGCUCCGCACUCCACAGGGCUGCCGCUGGCGGACACCUACCUGUUAUACAGCUGCUGGUGGCCAAGGGCAUCGAGGUGGAUUCUCAGGACUCGCUGGGUCUCACGCCCCUGCACUACGCUGCCCGGAGAGGCCACGUAGAAGUUGUCAGCCAUCUCCUGGACAGGGGUGCCCAGGUCAACGCUGCCGGCUGGCUCCGCAAGACCCCUCUGCACCUUGCUGUGGAGUGUGACCACAGAACAACCAUAGAGCUUUUGCUAAGCCGAGGAGCCAACUCUACCUUGAGGACACAGUGGGGUGAAAUGGAAAUGGCCCAGACCCUUUAGGGUGCCUGCCCCAGGCACUGCCUGAUUUCCUUUACUAAACAAACUUCUUAAAAACUACAGAAAGGCCUGGCGGUGGUGGCACAUGCCUUUAAUCCCAGCAGACAGAGGCAGGCGGAUCUCUGGGAGUUUGAGAGGCCAGCCUGGUCUACAAGAGCUAGUUCCGGGACAGGCACCAAAGCUACAGAGAAACCCUGUCUCGAAAAACCAAAAAAAAAAAAAAAA